Arachis stenosperma is the source of this 1366-nucleotide messenger RNA. RefSeq names its product ribosome biogenesis regulatory protein homolog. NCBI's taxonomy places the organism in Eukaryota, Viridiplantae, Streptophyta, Magnoliopsida, Fabales, Fabaceae. Gene Ontology annotation, biological process: ribosomal large subunit export from nucleus; ribosomal large subunit biogenesis; endonucleolytic cleavage in ITS1 to separate SSU-rRNA from 5.8S rRNA and LSU-rRNA from tricistronic rRNA transcript (SSU-rRNA, 5.8S rRNA, LSU-rRNA). The record is from RefSeq and is a predicted model, not a curated record. The transcript is spliced from 7 exons. Gene Ontology annotation, molecular function: protein binding. Bases 158 to 1153 code for a protein of 331 amino acids. Gene Ontology annotation, cellular component: preribosome, large subunit precursor; nucleolus; nucleus.
AAAGUUGCACGGUAGUAGUAGCCGCACCACUUCCCUGUCCUUAAUCUUCUUCCUUUUGGUUCUCAUUUUUUCUCUUCCACAUAUUACACUCCCUCAGCACACGUGACAGUGACGGCGGCGCUGUUUCCUUCCCCUCCAUAGAUAGAUCGAUAGAGACAUGGAGGUAGAGAAUCAAGAACUGAAGCACUUGGAGGUAGACCUGGGCCACCUUAUGGCCACGGACCUUCAUCACGUGUUUCCUUCUGACCCUACUCCUUCAAGGGAAGACCUAAUCAGCCAGUGUCUCCAGAAAGGCACUGAGUUGGUUCAAGCCAUCGCCGAUUCCCUCUUCACCCUGCCUUCCACCGAAGACGUCGACGGUCCCCUCGUCAAGUUGCCUCCCCCACUCACCAAAUUGCCCAGACAGAAACCGCUGCCUAAGCCCAAACCUCCUACCAAGUGGGAGCAAUUUGCCAAAAAGAAAGGAAUACAGAAGCGAAAGAAAGACAAAAUUGCAUAUGACGAACAAACUGGAACCUGGAAACGUACAUAUGGAUACGAUCGUGCGAAUGAUGAAGAUGCUGUGCCUAUUAUUGAGGCAAAACCCAACGAUGAUCCAGAAGAGGACCCUUUUGCCAAAAGAAAGGAAAACAAGAAGAAAAGAGUUGAAAAACAGGAGAAUAACAGACUGCAGAACUUGAAACAAGCUGCCAAAUUUGGUGCUCUGCCAAGCCAUGUUCAAUUGGCUGCUACAGCUUUGCCUAUAACAGGAACACAGGCAGCACCUAAGAAAGUAACUAAGGAUGAAUUAGGUAAUAUAGCUGGAACUGUAGCAACUUCAACAGCCAGUGGUGGCAAAUUCGACAAGAAGUUGGCUGGUGAAAAGCCUGCUCAGCAUAAAGGAAAAUAUCGAAAGUUCCUGCCAGUUGUGGAAGGAAAAGGGAUAGGAUCGCAGGAGAAGGAGCAAACCGAAAAAAUAUUGAAUAAGAUUAUGUCAAAGCAUUCCCAUGAUAUACUCAACGUUGACAAGGCGGUCUCGAUGCACACGGUGAAAAAAGAGAAAAAACGAAGGUUUGAGAAAGCAAAGGCUUCAGCUACGGACAGCAAAUUGAAAACGCAGAAAAAGUCUUUUAAGAAGGGAAGUUCUAAGAAAGGGAAAGCAAAAGGAAAGUAGUCUAGAGCUUGUUGAUGUUGUAGAGAUUUUUUAAACCAUGUUUAUUAGUUUAAAGUUUUGUAGACCUUUAUUUCAUCUAUAUGAAUUACCAUGCUUAUUCCCACCUCUCUGAGUCUUUGUAUCGAUGUAAGGCCAGAGUAAAGGGGAAGCGAUUUUGAAUGCCAUGAGUUAUCUGUUAUACUUUACUAAUUUUACUACUAAAUGUGUUACAUA